CGGGACCUAGGCAGUUAAUCGUUUGUGGCGAGACAGGAAUUUGAGGGCAGAUUUUCAGGCCCCUUUUUUGGUUUAACCACAUCAUGGCCGAAUCAUAUCUCAGCGACCUCGAGAGCGUCUGGCGCUCAGAACGCCUAGUGUUCCGCGCAACCCAACAGGAAGACUACGACUUCUUGUUUCACCACAUCGACACCGAUCCCGUGAACGUAGCUCUGUCCGGCCCUAUGCUCCUGAAGCCUCCGAGAAAAGAAAAGCCCGAAGAAUGGUUUGAGAAACAGAAAAAGAAUGAUUUUCUUAUGGACGUGAUGAUUUGCCUUCGCCCAGAUGUGAGGUCUAACGAGACACAUUUCGAGGGCAGCGCCUCGGGCAAAGAUGUUGACAAAUCCCGUGGUGCUGGGGACAGAGAGCCCAAGCCCAUCGGUAUGAUCAACGUCUCUACAAACGUUUACGGUCGGGAUCCGAGCAAUCGUGCCUGCUCCAUGGGUAUUGCUAUUGCGGCACCGUACCAAGACAGCGGCUAUGGCACUGAGGCUAUCUGUUGGACCGUUGACUGGGCGUUUCGCAGGGCAAACAUGCAUAGUGUUCAUCUGGGAUCUGUAGAGUACAAUAAGAGGGCUCACAGAUGUUACCAGAAGGCGGGAUUUCAAUUGGACGGCAAGCAAAGGCAAUGCCACUGGCAUGAUCGACAAUUCUAUGACUUGUAUCUAUUUAGCAUACUAGAGGACGAGUGGAGGACCAGGCAUGAAGCUGGUCAGUAAU
Molecule: messenger RNA, 759 nt
Organism: Diaporthe batatas
Lineage: Eukaryota; Fungi; Ascomycota; Sordariomycetes; Diaporthales; Diaporthaceae
Exons: 3
Coding region: 84-758 (224 amino acids)
Molecular function (GO): acyltransferase activity, transferring groups other than amino-acyl groups
Source: RefSeq, a predicted model, not a curated record